This is a messenger RNA of Lodderomyces elongisporus, 3255 nucleotides long. It is a transcript of the gene HAP42, whose product is annotated as Hap42p. Bases 1 to 3255 code for a protein of 1084 amino acids. The transcript has a single exon. Gene Ontology annotation, biological process: regulation of DNA-templated transcription. Gene Ontology annotation, cellular component: nucleus. The record is from RefSeq and is a predicted model, not a curated record. NCBI's taxonomy places the organism in Eukaryota, Fungi, Ascomycota, Pichiomycetes, Serinales, Debaryomycetaceae.
AUGGAAUCAUCUACACCACAGAAUCUGAAACCAGUUCGGAGCAACGGACUUUCAUCAGAACCAAGCAAUGAUAAUAGUGCUGGCUCCUUGUCACGACAACUACAACCAUCACAACCAUCACAACCAUCAAAACCAUCACAACCACCACAACCACUACAACAGCAGCAACAGGCAAAGCAGCCACAAGCAAUACAGAAACUGGCGGAGCUUCCAACUUUACCAAAUGCAUCACAAUUUAUAGCAAACAAGAAAUCUCCAGCAACAGCUCCUUUGCUGCAAUCAAGUAAAAUAAUCAUGCCGCCUCAACAAGGUACAAGACCGCUUCAACUGCCUACCAACAAUAUUAACACAGCUACAAACAGGUCUCCUAUGACAACUACCAUUCAAAAUGCAGCACAAGCUGCAACUACUACUACUACUACUACUACUACUAAUAAUAAUAAUAAUAAUCAGCCCGUCAAACAGGCUGUCAAACCUAUUACACAAGCACCAUAUAUGAAGCAACCCGUGCGGCAUCACCCAAUAGCACCUAAAUAUACGAAAAUUCAGCCAGCAAUUGCUCCCAAACCCAAACCCAUUGCUAUAGCACCUCUGAGCUCUAGUCUGUUCAACCCAAUACCAACUGGUAAAUGUUCGCUACUGAUAAAACUGACGUUACAUAUACAGGGAACAGACUCUAAUUCAUUGAACACUUCAAAGAGAUGGGUGCUACCGCCACGGCCAAGACCAGGAAGGAAGCCAACUGCAGGGGAAUGUGACAAGGUAAUCAAGACGCCCGCAAAUACUGUAAAGCGGAAACCAAAAAGUUUAGGUACAAAUGGUGGGGGAACUGGAGUCCCUUCACUAGCAACAAACAACUCAAAUGUUGCUGCAACUACACCAGCUGCUGCUACAAAUGCAUCAAAUGCCAUUAAUCGAACGUCUUUAUCUAUAAAUUCACAACCUCAGAAAACUGUACAAGAGAUGCGCCAAACCAAUAGCCCAGUAAUAAACAAAACCCACAGCACCCAUAACAACAAAACUUAUACACCGCUUAAGCAACCUUCAAACCCUAUCAUAAACAACUCAAACAAUAACGAUAACAAUAACAAUAACAAAAGCAAAAACCUCAUCAUCAACAAUAAUAACAGCAAUAUAAAUAACAACAAUAUCAUUAUCAACAACAGCAACAGCAACAGCAACAGCAACAGCAACAGCAACAGCAACAUCAUCAACAACAACAAUAAUAAUAAAAUUAAUAUUAAUGACAACAAAAAGAACAUUAACAUACCGAUUGAACCGUCUGCUGUAAAGAAAGAGACCUCUGUGACCGGAAACAUACCUAGUUUGACUACUCAAGAAAAUAAUUGCAAACCAGUUACAUCAUUGUUGCCAUCACCAGAUACAACACUAAGGACCCAAACUUUACCACGAAAAUCAAAUCAAUUGUCACCGACACCAAACACGACGACUACUAAUAAGACAACAAAGACGACACCAAACAUGAGCGCACAAACUAUCCAUCAAAAAGCAAGUCUGCAAUUGCAAACACCAAACACAGCAACAGUAGUACCAGUACCUGCCACGACGACGACGACGACGACGACGGCGAUGAUACCGAAUACGCUUCGAAAUGUUGACGGUCAAAAGGCUUCACAAAAUGAGCUUACCUCUCCAAAAUUAUCAUCGCCUCUCUUUUCGAACAAAACGAAUCUCAAUACUUCACAAAUUGUACAAACGCCAGUGAAGAAAUUACCAACGCCGCCUCCACCUUCAAAAGCAAUCGAUCCGGCUACGCAAAUGAUGGGUUUGAAAAUGUCAUAUUUGUCCAAAUUGAAAGAGCAGGAAUUAAUGAGAAAUUAUAUCGAGGUGCUUACAAAUCAGAUAAAAGAAUUGAGUUUUGUCCAAAAUGGCGUGAUCACAUUUGAUGCAUUGAGGACUACUGCCAAAAUGAGUCCAGCAAGCACUAUGACGAGUAAACGAUUAACCUCGACAUUGACCAAUUCCAAAAUUGACCAACUUGAUUCCAUAAACAAUUUGAAUGAUUUGAACAAGUUUUUGAGCUACUUGGGUAAGUCAUCGGAUAUCAUUAAGAAUGCACAAAGGCAUCCGAGUCCUGCAAAUGCUGGUGCAAAUUCAAAUGCAAAUGCAAAUCAGUAUAGAAAUGCAGAUGGAAACUCAAAUGUAAAUGUAAAUGUAAACGGAAGCACAGUUACAAGUACUUUGGGUACCGAUACUGGUAGUGGCCUUUCCAAGUCUCCUUCAAUGAUUAACACAUCAGAGUCAAUCAAUCAUCAGAUUGAUUAUUACUUAGAUCUUCGAAAUAGAUUCAAAGUUUUAAACACACAAAGGGUCAAAGCCAAUGCGCCAAGAAAGAAGAACAAGUCACCACAGCAAGGUUAUUACCAGUCCCUUCCCGCUACUUCUACUAAACUCAGCACCAACACUGCUCAACCAAACGCAUCUUCAUCUACAACAAGCGCGAUCAACACUUUAUCAUUAAAGGCAGGCGAUAAAUUGUCUUUUUCAGAUAAAUCUGCACUGAAAAUUGUUGCGGCACAACCAGUACCAGUACAUGCAACUGCAGCCGCUGCAAACACCACUGGGAUUGAAGGCAAUACUAAUAAUGCUUCUGCUCAUUUUACUCCAGAUUUGUUACACCCUUUGAAAGCCUCCAAAUUGUUCAACGACUCUCAAAACGAUUACGAUAUGCUGGAAUUACAAACUGCAACGAUUGCGGAAUCACCAGCAUCUAUGAAACAAUCUGGAAGUGGCUCCAAAAGCAAUGACAGUGUCAACACUAGCAUGAUUACCCUGGAGGUCUUGUCUAGUUUACAGAAUAUGGAUAUUGACUUGUUUGUUGAUGAGAAUGAGUUUUUAAAUAGGUUGGUCUUAAAUGACGUCAAUGAGGGUUCAAAUGGAGAAAUUGAUGAAAACGGUGUAAACGGUGUAAACGGUGGGACUGGCGACGGUAGUAAUGGUUUGAAUGAUUAUGAAGUAAGCUUGAAAAGGGAAGAAAUGGAAUUGGGAAAAGUUGAUAUUCACAAUGACAAGGAUGGAGGAGUUGCAGAAGGUGGUGAAACACAAAGUUCUUCAAACAGCAAGUUACAAGUAGAAAUCAAGCAAGAGAACACGAAUGUGGACGGUAGAGGCUUUGAGAUAAAUAAUAGCGAGGCGAUAAUGCGCAAAAAAUUCAAAUUCAAUUGCGGGUUCUGCACAAAAGAUACCCCGUGUUUAUGCUUUGAUUCUGACUGGGAGCUACAAGGAAUGAAGUGA